AUGUAAUAGUAACUUCUGAAUCCUAUUGCAAAUGUCAAUGAGAAAUACAUAAUAAAGUAAUUAUUUAUACUAGUCAACCAGUAUUAAUGGGAAUGACAUUUUACCAAGUAGUGGUAGAAAAUCUUCUUAGUAUGAUGAAAGACCUUCAGAAUAACGAAAAAGAGAAGAAUAAAAAUAAGAGUUAUCUCAUUAUAGAGAUUUAUGUGAACAAUUGAAUAAAGAGAAUUUGUUACUUAAAUCAUUCCAAAUAGAAAAUAAUGAGUUAAAAUAAAAAUAAUUACUAAUGAAUGUUGAGUUAUCAGCUGCUUAAUAGGAACUCUCAAGAAUUAGAAACCAAUUUGGAUCUCAAUAAUAAACUGAUAGACAAGUAUAAAAGAUUUAAUAAGGUAUUUUAUGACAGCAAUUUUAUAGAUAAUUUAAAUUUGUAAUAGUAAAUUAAUGAGUUAAACAAAUAAAAGCAGAUUUUAGAAUCAGAACUUAAAUUAUUCAAAGAAAACCGUUUAACUUAAACUAUUGAAAUAACAGAUAUGAAUGUAUCAUAAUAUUAGAGAAAAAUAAAAGAGAUGGAAGAAGAUAUUUAAAUAUUGAUUGAAGAUUAUAAUAGUAGUUAAGAAAAAUUAGAAAAAGCAUUAAAUGAAUAAAAAUAAUAAUUCAAAUCUGAUAUUGAUUAACUAAGAAGUUAAAACUAGUUGUUGUCUGCAGAGAUUUCAGGAUGGCAAUAAAGGUAUAAUAAUUUAGAAAUAAUGAAGAAUGAAUUAUCAAACAAAAUAAUUAUUUUAGAAAAAGAAAAUUAAUAAUUAAUAUAUAAAAGUAAAUAUGAAGAAUCAUAGAUUAAUCUUGAUAAUAUAUCCUAAUUGAAAGAAUAGAUUAACUAAUAAACUAAAUAGAUUUCAAGUUUAAAAGCAGAAUUAUAAUUAAAAUAACAAAGUGAAUCAUAAUUAAUUUAUGAAUAACACAAUAUGAAAUAAAAAUUAGAGUAAUUUUAAAAUUAAACUUUAAAUUCAUAAAAAGUUGAAAAUCAAUAAUAUAAAAAUGAAAUUUCUAAAUUAAAAUAGUAAAUAGAAUAAUUGUAAUUAGAACUUUAAGAAAAUGAAUAUUAAAGAAAUAAAAAAUCAAAUUUAAAAGAAGAAUAAUCAAUAUUAUAGAUUAAUUCUUAAUUAGAAGAGAUUUAAAGAUUAAAAGAUGAAUUAUAAUAUUCAGAAGAGCAAUAUACAAAGAGAUUAAAAGAUUAAGAACAUCGUUUUUAAAUUGAAAUUAAAAGUAUUAAUGAGAAAUAUGUAUUGUUAUAAAAUGAAAUAAAUUGUAAACCUUAAUCUUAUGAAGAGAGUAGAAUUAAAUUUUAAACAUAAUUAGAAGUUAAUAAUUAUGAAGCAUAAAUAGAAAAAUUAAAAAGAGAUAUUAGAUAAAUGGAAUAAUAAAUGAAAGAACAUGAUAUCUAAACAAAACUUUGGUAAGAAAAAUUUUAUGAAUAACAGACAUAAAAUGAAGAUAUGAGAUACAAAUAUCAGGAACUAAGAAAUUAAAUUAGUUAAUAUCUUAGUUAUAAAACUUAAAAUGAAUAUGAUUAAAAAACUAUUCAUAAAUUAGAAGCUUUAGUAGAAGAAUAAUAGAAUAUAAUGCAUUCAUUAUAUUAAAAAGAAUAACAUUAUAAAGAGACAAUCACAAAAUAUAUUUAAAAAAUAGAAGAAAUAUAAUACAUAAAUUAUGAGGAAAAAGAAAAUUAAAUUUAAUAAAUGUAAUUUUAAUUAGAUUAAUUAUAAAUUAAAGUUAAAGAAUAAGAAGCUUAAUUAAACAUUAAAUCUACAUAAUGUUUUGAUCUUGAAACACAAAUUGAAAUUGAAAAACUAAAAUUUUCAGAAAGAGAAAUGUUAAUAUCAAAAUAAUAAAAAUAAGAUAAAAACAGAAUAUAACAAUUAGAAUUACAAGUAGAGAAUUUUUAAAAAGAUUAUGCUUUAUUAAAUUAGAAGAAAAAUGAAGUUAUCAAAGAAUAUGUUUAAGUUGAAAAUCAAUAGGAUAAAGAUAGAAUUAUUUAAUUAGAGCAAUCUUUAUCAAAUCUUUAAUAAGAAUAUGUCAUAGUAAAUUAAUAAUAUAUCAGUCUUUAAAAUCAAUAUAAUACUUAAAUUAUAAAAUAAGAAUAAAAUAAAGGAUUGGAAGAAGAUAAAAUUAAAAUAAGAUAAUUAGAAGAAUAAGUAAAAAUACUAAAAGAACAAUAUUUUUAAUUGAAUUCAAUGAAAUAAUAAGUAUUGAAGGAAGUUGUUAAAGAAGUUAUUGAAGUUCCAUCAGAAGGUGAUUAAAUAUUAAUUAAAUAGUUAAGAUAAGAAUUACAAUAAUUAUAAGCAGAAUAUAUGAUAUUAAAUAAUCAAAAGCGUAAUUAUGUUGAGGUUUAAUCUGAAGUUGAUAAAAAUAGAAUUAAAGAGUUAGAAAGAUAAUUAAUAAUUUUAAGACAAGAUUAUGAGGAAGUUUGUAAAAAGAAAUAAUCAACAAUAACAGAGUAUGUAGAAGUUUCUUCAAAAUUAGAUUUAUAAAGAAUUCAAUAAUUAGAAAAAAUGAUUUAAUAAUUAUAAGAGGAAAAUUUAAAGUUAUAAAUUUAAUAUUCUGAACAACUUAAAAAAUCAGUUAUAAUCAAUUAAGAUUUAGAAUAAAUUUAAGAACUUUAAUUAUAAAUAACCAUGUUGAGAGAGGAAAAUAAAAAAUUGAAUUUCUAAUUGAAUUAAUAAAGUGAAUCACUUAAAAGAUCAUCUAGUUCUGAUUUUCUGAAGAUUUAAUAAUUAGAAUAGAAAAUUAGAAAUUUAGAAUAAAAUAAUUUAGAAUUAUAAAAGUUAUAAUCUUAAAUUAAAAUUGUUAAAGAAACUGUUGAAGUAAGUAAGGAUGAAGAUUUAUUUAAAAUUUAACAAUUAGAAUUAUAAUUAUAAUUAAAAACAGAUGAUAUGUAAUAUUUAGAAAAAUAAUUAAAUUUAUAAAAGAAAAAUGUAGAAGAAUUAAUAUCUGCAAAUGAAAAAAUGAAAUAUGAAAAUACAAAAAUGAGAACAUAAUUAUAUGAAUUAUAAUCUUAAGUUGAUGAGUUAGAAUAUAAAAUUAAAGAGAAUAGUAAAUCUUAAGAAGAAAUAAAAUAAUAUUAAUAAAUUAUUAAUUAAUAUGAAUAAAGGGAUAAAAUGAAAAAUGAUUCAUAAAAAAUUAUUAGUGAAUUAAAGAAUAAAUUAAAUGAAUCAGAAAAUUAAAUAAAAAGAUAAUGGGGAGAAUUUGAAUUAAGCAAAUAAGAUUAUGAAUUUAAAAUAAAAAGUUAAGAAACAAAAUAUAAUUAAUAAAUUUAAUAAUUAUAAUAGGAAUUAUAAUUCAAAUUAUAAACAAGUGAAUAAGAAAAUUUAAUUUGCAAAAAUACAUGUAAAUAAAUCUAGAUUUAGAAUGAUGAAAUGUAAAGAGAAAUCAAAAGAUUAUCAGAUUUGAUAAGACAAAAGAAUGAUGAAGUAAAAAAACUUAAUGAAAAUAUACAAACAUAUUCAGUAAAAUUAGAAUAAUAUUAAACAAAUUUUUAAGAAAAUCAAAUAUAAAUUUAAGAUAAUAUUGUAUUACAAGAAAAAAUGUCUUAAUUAAUGUAACAUUGUAAUAAAUUAGAAAAUGCAUUAAAAUAAUUUGAUGAAGAAAAAAAAAUUGAAAAUAAAUAACUUCAUGAAUAAUUUAAUAAAAAAAUAAUGGAAGUUUAAGAAAUUAUUUAUAAAAAAGAUAAUGAAAUUUAAUAAUUAUCUAAUUUUAUUGCAAAUUAAUAGGAAUAAAUAUAAAAUUAAGAAAUUAAUAAAAUUUAAUAAUCUAAAUAAGAUGAGUAUAUAUAUAUUUCAUUAAUUUAGUAAUUAACAAUUUUUGAUUGAGUUAUAGAAUUAAUUAAGUAUAGUAAAAUAAGAAUUAUUGAGAUAAAUAACUUUGAAAGAAGAAUAUUAAAAUAAAAAUAAUGAAUUAAUUUUAAAAGUAAAAUUAUUAUAUUUAAUUUUUUUAGAUUGCAGAAUAUGAAUAAGGUAAUAGAAUUUCUGUUAAAAAUGAUUAUUAAUUGACUGAAAGACAUUAAGGUGCAAGUAGUUUUAGAAAUCUUGCUACUAUUGAUUACAAUUUGAAUAAUUCCCAAUUAUAGAAAGCAAGUUAAAUGAGACCUAGAGAUUCAACAAGUUUAUAUAAUCCAAAACCAAAUAAUUUUAAUCCACUAAACUCUUCUGUAUUAUUUUAUAUAUAUAGAAUAGAUUAUAAAAUAAAAAGUUUUUACUCAAAAAAAGAGUUAAAUAUAUUGA
Paramecium primaurelia is the source of this 4274-nucleotide messenger RNA. NCBI's taxonomy places the organism in Eukaryota, Ciliophora, Oligohymenophorea, Peniculida, Parameciidae. The record is from the annotation of a GenBank genome assembly.